GGGCAACAUCCCAGUCUCAGAUAAAACCACGUCUGAGUUCCCAGUACUCACAUAUCGACUCUAACGUUGAGCUUGCAAAGACGAGAUUUCCUUCCACUUCUCAUCAAGUUCUCUCGUACACAGCACCCAAAUCAUGCGAACUCCUAUCGCCCGUUGGACCCUUCUCUCCAGAGCGUCCACAUCCCCACGUUCAUCCCACUGUCUCUCUAUCUCCAAGGAUGGCAUCCUCGCAGUCUACGGAGGCGAAUUGAAGCCUCGUACACCCACAGAUGCUAGGGUUUCCUCCUCUGAGGAAGGAUCCGAGGCUCUAAGCGGUAGUGUGCACACCUUGGAUCUGAAGUCGACAUUGUCGUCUUUGCAGUCCCAGGGCCCAGUAAAGAGUUUUACCACUCUGAGCCCGAGCCUCAAAUCCCAAUCCGCGACUCUCCCUGUCGACGGCGAUAUCCCUACUCCUCGAGUCGGAGCAAGCACUGUCUUCCACGGAGAUUCGCUCUAUUUAUGGGGCGGGCGUGGAGGCGUCGAUAUGGCACCACUUCCCCAGCGUUCCGCUGGCCCUUGGAAGGCGAAGGUGUUGACAGAUACGAGUGUCGAAUGGGAGAGGUUGACUGCAGUGAACGAGGAGGAUGCACCGGAACCGAGGAGCUAUCAUGUUUCUGUUGUACAUAAUGGAAAAAUAUAUAUCCACGCCGGCUGUCCUACCUCAGGCCGUCUCACCACACUCCAUUCUUUCGAUCUGCAAUCCAAGACCUGGAAACAGCUCGCAGAUGCACCAGGGCCAGGAAGAGGUGGUACUGCUCUUACGGUCUGUGCACUUCCCGGCUCUUCUGAGAGCGUUUUCUUGCGAUUUGGUGGGUUUGCUGGCUACGAGCUCCCGACAGGCAAGGACUCUGGGGAAGGGAGCAUAAACCUCUAUUCUCCCUCCUCUAACUCCUGGACCACACUCAUUCCCUCCCCUGACCCAACUCAUGGCUACCCUGGUUCCCGCUCUGUGCACGGUCUUGCGCCGAUUGUUUUCCCUCAUACAACUUCCACAUCAGACCCGACCGAGUCCGUACCGGUAGCGGUCGUCUAUCAUGGUGAACGUGACGCGAGUUCCCUGGGCCAUGCAGGAGCAGGGACAUUCUGGGAUGAUGUGUGGACGCUGUGUUACCGUUCGGCGGGUGAGGGAAGCUGGGAGUGGAAAAAGGCGGACGUGGUGAUUGUUGGAGGCGGAGAAGGGCCUGAAGCGAGAGGAUGGUUCCCUUCUGCCUCUUGGGCUGGUGAGGAAGGGAAGGGCGCUUGCGUGGUGUUGCAAGGAGGGUUGAUUAGCUCGAACGAGAGGGUCGGGGAUGCGUGGGCUUUGGAACUCGACCUUUGAGAAGAGGUAUUGAUCCAGGCUAAGUGAAUCUCAAACGGGGGAAUGCUUGUACUAUGAUUAUGAAUCUAUGUAGGUCUCAAAUAUGCAUAUCGUAAGCUAUCCGUAGAACUGAGUGCUUGUCAAACUGGUGCGG
Messenger RNA from Stereum hirsutum FP-91666 SS1, 1490 nucleotides. Its product is annotated as galactose oxidase. The transcript is spliced from 4 exons. The record is from RefSeq and is a predicted model, not a curated record. The coding region runs from base 134 to 1357 and encodes 407 amino acids. NCBI's taxonomy places the organism in Eukaryota, Fungi, Basidiomycota, Agaricomycetes, Russulales, Stereaceae. Gene Ontology annotation, molecular function: protein binding.